Vicia faba (fava bean) is the source of this 357-nucleotide messenger RNA. Lineage: Eukaryota; Viridiplantae; Streptophyta; Magnoliopsida; Fabales; Fabaceae. The record is from the annotation of a GenBank genome assembly.
AUGAAGACUGUGGAAGCAAUUAAAGCUGCAAAGAAGCGUGGAGCACUUCACUUUGCUGCUCUUGAAGGACAGACUGAGAUUUGUUACUACCUUUUAGAGGAUUUGAAGCUUCAAAUUGAUUCCAAAGAUGAUGAUGUAGACACUGCUCUCAUUCAUGCUGCAUGGAGAGGACACACUGCCACUGCUAAGUAUUUUAUUGACCAUGGUGCUGAUCCUACCAUUGCUUGCAUUUUUUUCCUGAUUUUUGUCUUAGCUAUGUUCUGUGAUAAAACAAAUUUGCUUGCUCAAUGUGCUCGAUGGACCUGUUUGGUUUGGAUUGACUGGUUUGAGCUUAACUAUCGGCAUAGGCACCUGUGA